GAGUAUGUAAGAAUAAACAGUAUUGAUGUAGUUGUUAAAGCUAGGUAAACCAUUAAACACGUGGAGUUGCAUAAAGUUAUUACCUGACGGAAGCUGACGACAAACAUCAGCGGCUGGUUCGUUGGCCAUGGCGGACCCAGAGACGCCUCGCUCGGGCAAGUCCUCGGGCAAGUCCAAGCGCUCCAGCUCUGGUAAGAGCAAAAAGGCCAAGAACCAGAGCAUCACGCCUGCUCCUGGGGAGAGCCUGCCUGAAGACAAGGAGACGCAGCCUGGAGAGGAGAUUCAAGAGGAAAGCAGCCAAAGAACGGCUGUGACCGUAGAAGAGGUGGACACGUACACCGUGGGCCUGAGGAAGCUGUUGAAAAACCGUGUGGCUCUGACUGGCAUGUCGAAGCUGCCUUGGUCAGAGGAGAACGAGAAAGCCCUGGAUAAGUUCAUCUUGGACAGCUCCAACAGGACCCUCGUGGUCUACCCAGACCCCUACGCUGGCCUCCGGGUGGAGUACACCAUGCCAUCUCAGGUGGUAGACCAGCUGGCCUUCUUCAUCCGCUCUGAUGGAGGUCUGAUCCUUGAGGAGACGUUUGAGAGCACGGUGCAGUUUGGUACGGUGCGGGGCAACGCCACCGAGAGCCUGCUGAGGAUGAUGAACGGAGUGCACGCCCCCCAGGUCACCCUCAGCACCGCCUGGCCCGAGAGCAUCAAGAACAACUACUCCGCCCACAUGCAUCGCUUCCUCACAAACCUCACAGACACCAGGUUCAAGCUGGUGGGCAACACAGUGCUUUAUAUCCCUAUGGAGGCCCUGCAGCGUAGCCCGGAGGUGGCCAGCAAGGACAAGGAGCUAGUGCAGAGACUGGAGAUGGUGAUGAUCCACUGGACCCGUCAGAUCAAGGAGGUGCUGAAUGCUCAGGAGACGGUGGAGACGGGGGACAGCUCUGGACCCCUGGAGGAGAUCUCCUUCUGGAGGAGUCGCUGUGCCGACCUCUCUGGGAUCAGCCAGCAGUUGCAGAAGCCCGGGGUCCGUCACGUCCAGACCACACUGCAGCUCUCCAAGUCCUCCUACGUACCCCCCUUCUGCAAGCUGGCCAAGCAGAUCCAGGAUGGCUCUCUCCAAGCCCAGUCCAACCUGUCCUUCCUGUCCCUGCUGAGGGAGCCAUGUGAGGAGAUGGCUCAGCUCAAGCCCAGAGAGGUGGUUCCCAAGCUGGCUCACAUCCUCAACCUCAUCCGCCUCAUCUGGGUCAACUCUGUCUACUACAACACCCGCGAGAGACUCACCGCUCUCUUCAGAAAGAUGAGUAAUGAGAUUAUCCGGCUGUGCUGCAGAGAUAUCUCCCUGGACAGGAUCUUUCAAGGCUAUGUGGUGUCCAGCAAGCAGACCCUCAACGACUGCAUUCAGUGCUGCCUGGCCUGGAAGGAGCUUUACCUGCACGCCUCACAGCUGCACCAUAAGUACUCUUCUAAAGGCUGGGUCCUGGACCAGACCAGCAUCUUUGCAUUGGUCGAUGCCUUUAUACAGAGGUGCAAAGACCUGCUGGAGGUGUGUGACUGCCAGCAGCAGUUUGCCAGGCGGGAGGAGGGCGAGCAGAUACCCCUGCCCUGCUUCGCCGGACGCCAGGGGGCGGAGGUGACCCGCAGCCUGCUGGAGAUGGAGUCCACGUUUGGACGCAGCCUGCUGAUCCUUCAACACGUCCGCAAGGGCAUCCUGGACGUAAAGAACACCUCCUGGCACGACGACUACAACAGGUUCCGUGCGGGAGUGAAGGACCUGGAGGUGAUGAUGCAGAACCUGAUCAGCACGGCGUUUGAGACGGUCAACACCGUGGAGGAGGGCGUUCAGCUGCUAGACGUCUUCCAGCACCUGUCUGCCCGCGAGGCCAUCAAAAGGACCAUAGACAGGAAGACGGUAGAUGUCUAUGGUCUUUUUAAUAAGGAACUCAACCUGGUCAACAAGGAGCUGAGUAAAAAGGUGUUCCACACCCCUGCCCACAUGCCCCUCCAUGCUGGACAGGCCCACUGGGCUAGAGCCCUGCGGCGACGCAUAGAGAGACCCAUGGAGGUGGUACAGUGUGCCCACUUCCUGCCCCACAUCGGCAGUGGAGAGGAGGUGCGUCUGGCGUACAGCCAGCUGGUCCAGACCCUGGAUGAGUUGGUCCGGAGGAUCUUCUCUGAGUGGAGUCAGUCUCUGGACCGACAGAGUCUCAAGAGGCUGAACCAGCCACUCAUGAUGCGCUGCAAGGAGAAACAGGGCAUGCUGGACAUCAACUUCGACAAGAACAUGCUGAAGAUGUUCAAUGAGAUCCACUACUGGGAGCGUCUGCUGUUCGAGAUCCCCCACUACGUCUCUGACGUCUACCAGAGGAGAGAGGAGCUCCGCAGCAUGAGGGAGAGUGUGCUGCUGGUGGUACGAGACUACAACCGGAUCAUGGCGUCGCUGUCUGCUGAAGAGCUGGGUUUGUUCCGGGAGCGCAUCCGUUUCCUGGACAAGAAGAUCCAGCCAGGUCUCUCCAAGCUCCUCUGGUCCUCUAAAGGAGCGUCCAGCUUCUUCAUCAAAGACUGCAGGCUGCACGCCAGCAAGAUCCAGCUCAUCGUGGAUGAGUACAAGGCAGCCAACCUGGCCAUCUCCCGUCAGUGUGGUCUGAUCAGUGAGCUGCUGCUUGUGCGUGUGGAUGGGAAGACAGUGUACAGGGACCUGGAGUUUGAGGGGGACCAGCAGGCCCACCAGCAAGCCCAGCUCCAGCGGCUCCACUCAGCACACCAGGACAUCGUAGCCAUCAUGUCCCGGGUCUACGAGACCUUCCGCACAGAUGGACCAGAGGUCCAGCAGCACUGGGUUGUGUACACGGAGAAGAUGGACGGCUUGGUGGAGGAGGCUCUCCGUCUCAACAUCAAGUGGUCCUUACAGGAGCUGUCCAAGGCCAUCAACGGAGACAGCAAGACUUCCCCCAACCCCCUCUUCAGGGUGCAGGUGGUACUACGCCAGGAGGGCCCCGGGGCCACCUCACAGGUGGAGUUCUCCCCCACUCUACAGAAACUGGCUCAGAUCGUGAACAACAUCAGUUGUCAGCUGAUCGGCACCAUCUCUGUGUUCAAACGCCUCCCGGACCUCCUCACACGCAGACACUCACAGAGGAGACCUGUACGCUGCAUCAUAGAACAAGAUGAGGAGAUCGGUAAGAUUCAGGCAGCGGUAGCAGCUGGAAUGACGGCCAACGCAGGCCACCUGCAGGCUUACCUGAAGACUUGGGACAAACACAGAGAGAUCUGGGAGAUCAACAAGGACCCCUUCAUCAGGAGAUACCAGCGUCUCAACCCCCCCGUGUCCUCCUUCGACGCCGACAUCGCCAGGUACACGGAGGUGGCCAACAACGUUCAGAAGGAGGAGACGGUGUUGAGUGUUCAGUUUGUGCUGCUGGACUGUGCUCCCCUGAAGUUCAGCCUGGUGCAGCACUGUAACGAGUGGCAGGGCAAGUUCACCCAGCUGCUCAGCCUCAUGGCCAGCACAAGGCUCAAAGAGCUGCACGUCUUUCUGCAGGAGAACGCUCUCAGGCUGAGCCAGCCCCCUCAGUCCCUGGUGGAACUGGGGGAGAGUCUGAAGCUCCUGGAGACACUACAAGGAGACCUUCAGAAGAUUGAGAGUCAGAUCCCUCCCAUCCACGAACAGUUUGCUAUCCUGGAGAAGUACGAGGUCACCGUGGACCAGGCUGUCCAUGAGAUGUUGGAGGCUCUGAACGGGGAGUGGGUGUGGUUCCAACAGGUGGUUAUAGACAGUGACAUCAUGCUGAAGAAACACAAGGACAAGUUCAAGGGCAGCCUCAUCUUCUCAGCAGAGGAGUUUAAGAAGAAAAUGCAGAUUACUGUCCAGACCUUCAGCAGCUCAGGUCCGUUUGGUAGUGGGGUGACGUGCGAGUUGGCUCUGGAGAAGGUAGCAGCGCUGAGAGGCCAGCUGGACACGCUGAAGGAGGAGGAGGGAACCAUACGCCACGGCCUGGGCAUCUUCAAGCUCGAGCAGCCGUGCUCUAAAGACGUACAGACCCUGGAGAAGGACCUAGACUACCUGCAGCAGGUGUGGGAGAUCACCCAGCAGUGGGAUGCCCACUGGGAUGAGUGGAAGGCGGGUCAGUUUGUCACUCUGCAGACAGAGAGCAUGGAGAACACCGCCCAGGCCAUGUUCAAGAAACUACACAAACUCAGCAGGGAACUCAAGGAUAAGCAGUGGGAGAUAGUGGACUUCUCUAAGAACAGGAUUGACCAGUUCAAGAGAACCAUCCCUCUCAUCUCUGACCUGAGGAACCCAGCCAUGAGGGACAGGCACUGGAAGCAGAUCUGCCACGAGGUUCAGCGGUCGUUUGACCACACCAGUCCAGAGUUCACCCUGGAGAGGAUUGUGGCCCUGGGUCUCGAGCAGCACGCUGACAAGAUCUCUGAGAUAUCCGGAGCCGCCAGCAAAGAGCUCUCCAUAGAACAGUCGCUGGAGGGCAUCGCCAUGACAUGGGAAGAGACUUCCCUGGAUAUCGCACCUUACAAAGACAAGGGCCACCACAGGCUGAGGGGUACAGAGGAAGUGUUCCAGACCCUGGAGGACAACCAGGUGACCCUCUCCACCAUGAAGGCGUCCAGGUUCGUCAGGGCCUUUGAGAAGGAAGUGGACCACUGGGAACGCUGCCUCUCUCUGGUGCUGGAGGUCACAGAGGUGGUCCUCACUGUCCAGAGGCAGUGGAUGUACCUGGAGAACAUCUUCCUGGGCGAGGACAUCCGUAAGCAGCUUCCAAGAGAGUCCACAGAGUUUGAUGACAUCAACAGCAGCUGGAAGACCAUCAUGGAUCGACUGAACAAGGACAACAACGCCCUGAGGGGAACACACCACCCAGGCCUGCCGGAGAAGCUGUCUGAGAUGAACAACAAGCUGGAGGAGAUCCAGAAGUCUCUGGACAUGUACCUGGAGACCAAGCGCCAAAUCUUCCCUCGCUUCUACUUCCUGUCCAACGACGACCUGCUAGAGAUCCUGGGCCAGUCCCGCCACCCCGAGGCUGUGCAGCCACACCUCAAGAAGUGCUUCGACAACAUCAAGAGCCUUCGCAUGGGAAAGGUAGGCAUACAGACAAGUGCUAAGUCUGAGGCCAGCGGGAUGUUCUCAGCGGAGGGAGAGUUUGUGGAGUUCAGUCACCCUGUGCUGCUGGAGGGCCCUGUGGAGGCCUGGCUGUGUGACGUGGAGAGGACCAUGCGCUGGACAUUGAAGGACUCUCUGAAGAACUGUCGCCUGGCCCUGAAGAAGAUGACUGGGAAGAGAGACAAAUGGGUCAAAGACUGGCCUGGACAGAUGCUGAUCACAGCCAGUCAGAUCCAGUGGACCGCUGACGUCACCAAGUCUCUGAUCACCGGCAAGGAGAGGGCCGACAAGUCUGCCCUCAAGUCCUUGAAGAAGAAACAGGUGUCCAUGCUGCACCGUUACUCUGACGCCAUCCGGGGGAACCUGUCUAAGAUCCUGCGGCUGAAGAUCGUUGCUCUGGUCACCGUGGAGGUGCAUGACCGCGACGUCAUCGACAAGCUGGCUAAGACGGGCUGCAACGACGUCAAUGCCUUCGACUGGCUCUGCCAGCUCCGCCUCUACUGGGAGAAGGAAGUGGAUGACUGUAUCAUCAGGCAGACCAACACACACUUCCAGUACAGCUAUGAGUACCUGGGUAACUCUGGACGACUGGUCAUCACCCCACUCACUGACAGGUGUUAUAUGACCCUGACCACAGCCCUCCACCUCCACGGGGGCUCUCCUAAAGGCCCAGCAGGGACAGGGAAGACUGAGACGGUCAAGGACCUGGGCAAGGCUAUGGGCAUGUACGUCAUCGUGGUCAACUGCUCCGAUGGAAUGGACUUCAAGUCCAUGGGACGUAUGUACUCCGGACUGGCUCAGACGGGUGCGUGGGGCUGUUUUGAUGAGUUUAACCGGAUCAACAUUGAGGUGUUGUCAGUGGUGGCUCAGCAGAUCCUGUCCAUUCUGUCUGCUCUGUCUGCUGGAGUCACCAGCUUCAUCUUCGAAGGACGAGAGAUCCGCCUGGUCUGGUCCUGUGGCAUCUUCAUCACCAUGAACCCUGGCUAUGCCGGUCGUACAGAGCUGCCUGACAACUUGAAGUCCAUGUUCAGGCCUAUCUCCAUGGUGGUACCAGACUCCACCCUCAUCGCUGAGAUCACCCUGUUCGGAGAGGGAUUCAACAACUGCAAGCUGCUGGCUAAGAAGGUAUUCACCCUGUACUCUCUGGCAGUGCAGCAGCUGUCGAAACAAGACCACUAUGACUUUGGCUUGCGUGCCCUGACCUCGCUGCUCCGCUACGCUGGCAAGAAGAGACGUGUCUGCUCCGACGUGGCCGACGAGGAGAUCCUGCUGAUGUCUAUGAAAGACAUGAACAUCGCGAAGCUGGCCUCCGUCGACCUGCCGCUGUUCAACGGAAUCAUCCAGGACCUCUUCCCCGCAGUGGAGACCCCUACUAUCGACUACGGAAAGCUGCGAGAGACGAUCGAGGCGGAGCUGCGGCAGGCCUGUCUGCAGGUGACCCCCUUCACCCUGACCAAGGUCAUCCAGCUGUACGAGACCAAGAACUCCAGACACUCCACCAUGAUCGUGGGCAAGACGGGCAGCGGCAAGACGGUCACCUGGAGGACCCUGCAGAGCACCCUGACGACCAUGCACCGCAAGGGAGAGCCCGGGUUCAACCUGGUCCGGGAGUGCCCUCUGAACCCCAAGGCGGUGAGCCUCGGGGAGCUGUAUGGUGAAUACGACCUGUCCACCAACGAAUGGACCGACGGGGUGCUCUCCUCCCUCAUGAGAGGGGCCUGCGCAGAUGAGAAGCCUGAUGAGAAGUGGAUCAUUUUUGACGGCCCGGUGGACACUCUGUGGAUCGAGAGCAUGAACUCUGUCAUGGACGACAACAAGGUUCUCACUCUCAUCAACGGAGAGAGAAUCUCCAUGCCAGAACAGGUGUCUCUGUUGUUUGAGUGUGAGGACCUGUCCCAGGCUUCCCCAGCCACGGUUUCUCGCUGUGGGAUGGUCUACAACGACUGCUCAGACCUGGGCUGGAAGCCCUACGUCCAGUCCUGGAUGGACAAACGACAGAAGGUUGAAGUGGACUACCUGAAGCGGUUGUUUGAUAGGUACACAGAGAAGACCAUAGCGUUCAGGAGGCGCAGCUGUAAGGAGCUGGUGGCCAUCACCGAUCUCAAUGGAGUCUCCUCCCUCUGCCGCCUCUACGACUCACUGGCCACACCCGACAACGGGGUGAACCCCUCUGACUCUGACCACUACGGUCGUAUGGUUGAGUUGUGGUUCAUCUUCAGUCUCAUCUGGUCCAUCUGUGCCUCGGUCGACGAGGGCGGUCGUAAGAUGAUCGACAACUUCCUCAGGGAGAUGGAGGGUACCUUCCCCAAUAAGGACACCAUCUAUGAGUACUAUGUGGACACGAAGAACAAGACCUGGGCCUCCUUUGAGGACAAGCUGCUCAAGGGCUGGCGCUACCCCGCCAAUGCUCCGUUCUACAAGAUCAUGGUUCCCACGGUGGACACGGUGCGUUACAACUUCCUGGUGCGUGCUCUGGUGACGGGGCAGUACCCGGUGUUGAUGACGGGUCCGGUGGGCACGGGGAAGACCUCGGUGGCACAGAGUGUUCUGCAGGGACUGGACUCCUCCAAGUGGGCGGUCCUCACUGUCAACAUGUCCUCGCAGACCACGUCCAACAACGUACAGGCCAUCAUUGAGAGUCGUGUGGAGAAGAGGACUAAAGGUGUAUAUGUGCCUGUGGGCGGUAAGCGCAUGCUGGCCUUCCUGGACGACCUGAACAUGCCGGCCAACGACGACUUUGGCUCCCAGCCUCCGCUGGAGCUGCUCCGCCUCUGGAUCGACUACGGCUUCUGGUACGACCGGCAGAAACAGACCCUCAAGUGUGUCAAGGACAUGUUCCUGCUGGCGUCUAUGGGUCCACCCGGUGGGGGGAGGACUCACAUCUCAGGCCGCCUGCAGAGCCGCUUCAACCUCAUCAACAUGACCUUCCCUACUGAGUCUCAGAUUAAGCGUAUCUAUGGUACUAUGAUCAACCAGAAGCUGCAGGAGUUUGAGGAGGAGGUGAAGCCUAUAGGUUCCGUCCUGACUCAGGCCACCUUGGAGCUCUACUACUCUUCCGUCGCCCGCUUCCUGCCCACGCCCGCCAAGAUACACUACCUCUUCAACCUCAGAGACAUCUCUAGGGUGUUCCAGGGUUUACUGCGAGCUCACAGAGACUUCCACGACACCAAGCAGAGCAUCACCAGACUGUGGAUACACGAGUGCUUCAGGGUGUUCUCAGACCGUCUGGUGGACCAGAGUGACACAGAGGCCUUCGUAGGGCUGCUGGCUGAGAAACUAGGCUCUCUGUUUGAACUCACCUACCACAGCAUCUGCCCCAACAAACAACCACCCAUAUUCGGGGACUUCCUGAAGGAGCAUCGUGUGUAUGAGGAUCUAGUGGACUUGAAGACGUUGAAGGGUUUCAUGGAGUCUCAGCUGGAGGACUACAACCUGACCCCUGGAGUGGUACCCAUGUCCCUGGUGCUGUUCAGGGACGCCGUAGAACACGUAACCCGUGUGGUGCGUGUGAUCAGCCAGCCCAGAGGGAACAUGCUGCUGGUGGGCAUCGGGGGCUCAGGCAGACAGAGCCUUUCCAAGAUGGCCGCCUCCAUCUGUGAGUACCUGGUCUUCCAGGUGGAAGUCACCAAGCAGUACCGCAAGCAGGAGUUCAGAGAGGACAUAAAGAAGUUGUAUCGUCUGACGGGUGUGGACAACAAGCCCACCGUGUUCCUGUUCAACGACACCCAGAUAGUAGACCAGUCUUUCCUGGAGGACAUCAACAACAUCCUCAGCUCUGGAGAGGUGCCCAACCUCUACAAACAGGAUGAGUUUGAAGAGGUGUCCAGUGCUCUGUCGGACUGGGCCAGGAAAGACAACAUCAUUGAGACUCCAGACUCCAUGUUCAACUACCUGAUAGAGAGAGUGAGGAACAACCUGCACAUCGUGCUCUGCAUGAGCCCUGUGGGAGACCCCUUCAGGAACUAUAUCCGUCAGUACCCAGCCCUGGUGAACUGUGCCACCAUCGACUGGUUCUCAGAGUGGCCCAGAGAUGCCCUGUUGGAGGUGGCUGAGAGAUACCUGGAUGGACUGGCCCUGGGCACCGUGGAGGGGAGGAUCCAGACCAAAGUGGCCAGUAUCUUUGUGACCAUGCACCAGUCUGUGGCCCAGUUCUCCCAGAGGAUGAAGCUGGAGCUGAAGAGACACAACUAUGUCACUCCUACCAACUACCUGGAGCUGGUGUCUGGAUACAAAAAGCUGCUGGCUGAGAAGCGCAGUGAGCUGGGGGAGCAGGUGUCCAAGCUGAGGAAUGGCCUGUUUAAGAUAGACGACACGCGCAGCAAGGUGGAGGCCAUGUCUGUGGAGCUGGAAGAGGCCAAGAAGAAGGUGGCUGACUUCCAGAAGCAGUGUGAGGAGUACUUGGUCAUCAUCGUCCAGCAGAAGAGAGAGGCCGAUGAACAGCAGAAGACUGUGAGUGCCCACAGUGAGAAGAUAGGAGCAGAAGAGAUCAAGUGUAGGGCCAUGGCUGAGAACGCCCAGAGAGACCUGGAUGAAGCCGUGCCUGCUCUGGAGGAGGCCAUGAAGGCGUUGGAGUCCCUGAAUAAGAAGGACAUGACAGAGAUCAAGUCGUACGGCCGUCCCCCGACCCUGGUGGAGACCGUCAUGCAGGCUGUUAUGAUCCUCAGAGGCAAUGAGCCCACCUGGGCAGAGGCCAAGAGACAGCUGGGCGAGGGCAACUUCAUCAAGCAGCUGGUCCACUUUGACAAGGACAACAUCUCAGACCGCGUACUGAAGAAGAUCGGCCAGUACUGCACCCAGCCAGACUUUCAUCCAGAGAUCAUAGGACGGGUCUCCCUGGCCGCCAAGUCUCUCUGUAUGUGGGUCAGAGCCAUGGAGGUGUAUGGUCGUAUCUUCAGGGUGGUGGAGCCUAAGAGAGCCAGGCUGAACGGGGCCAUGUCCCAGCUGGCAGAGAAACAGGCUUCCCUGGCAGAGGCCCAGGCGAAACUCAUUGAGGUAGGGGAGAAGCUGGACCUGUUGAAGAGGCAGUAUGAUGAGAAGCUGGCUCAGAAGGAGGAGUUGAGGAGGAAGUCAGAGGACAUGGAGGUCAAACUGGACCGGGCCGGGAAACUGGUGUCUGGACUGGCUGGAGAGAGAAUCCGCUGGGAGGAGACUGUGGUGGGUUUGGAGAUGAACAUGGGUUUUCUGGUAGGAGACUGUCUGCUGGCUGCAGCCUUCCUCUCCUACAUGGGGCCUUUCCUAUCCAACUACAGAGACCAGCUGGUCUCUAUCUGGAUGAAACAGGUGCGUGAGUUGGAGGUGCCGUGUUCUCCAGGUUUUAGUUUCGCUGUGUUCCUGUCCAAGCCCACGGCCGUAAGGGACUGGAACAUCCAGGGUCUGCCCUCCGAUGCCUUCUCCACUGAAAACGGCGUCAUUGUCACCCGCGGCAACCGAUGGCCGCUGAUGGUGGACCCACAAGGCCAAGCCCUGAAGUGGAUCAAAAAUAUGGAGAUGAAGAGGGGUCUGAAAGCGAUAGACCUUCAGAUGCCAGACUUCCUGCGUAUCUUGGAGAAUGCGGUCCAGUUUGGUUCUCCAGUUCUGCUGCAGAACGUCCAGGAGGAACUGGAUCCCUCGCUGGCCCCCAUCCUCAACAAGUCUCUCACACACGUCGGUGGAAGGCUCCUGAUGAAGUUAGGUGAUAAAGAGGUGGAGUACAGCCCAGAGUUCAGAUUCUACAUCACCACCAAGCUGUCCAACCCUCACUACACCCCCGAGAUCUCCACCAAGACCACCAUCGUCAAUUUUGCUGUCAAGGAGCAGGGCCUGGAGGCUCAGCUCCUGGGGAUCGUGGUGAGGAAGGAGCGUCCAGAGUUAGAGGAGCAGAAAGACUCUCUAGUCAUCAACAUCGCCUCUGGCAAGAGGAAACUACAGGAGCUGGAGGACGAGAUCCUCAGGCUGUUGAACGAGGCAACGGGUUCUCUCCUGGAUGAUGUUCAGCUGGUGAACACCCUGCAGACAUCUAAAGUGACGGCCACAGAGGUCUCAGAACAACUGGAGACCAGCGAACUGACUGAGAUCAAGAUCGACACGGCCAGAGAGGCGUACCGUCCUUGUGCCCAGCGGGCCUCUAUCCUGUUCUUUGUAUUAAACGAUAUGGGCCGUAUCGACCCCAUGUACCAGUUCAGUCUGGACGCCUACAUAGACCUGUUCAACCUCAGCAUAGAGAAGAGUCAGCGCUCACACAAACUGGACGAGAGGAUCGCCAACCUCAACGACUACCACACAUACGCUGUCUACAGGUACACGUGUCGUGGUCUGUUUGAGGUCCACAAGCUGCUCUUCAGUUUCCAGAUUUGUGCCAAGAUCCUUGAGGUGGCUGGUAAACUCAACAUGGACGAAUACAGCUUCUUCCUCAGGGGAGGAUUGGUUCUAGAUAAAGAGAGUCAGAUGGAGAACCCGUGUUCUAGCUGGCUGGCUGAGUCGAACUGGGACAACGUGACAGAGCUGGACAAGCUGGCUAACUUCCAUGGCCUCAUGGCCUCCUUCGAACAGUACCCCCGAGACUGGAACCUUUGGUACACGAGUGCCGGGCCCGAGACCGCACAGCUACCUGGUGAGUGGGAGAAUGGUUGUAAUGAGCUCCAGAGGAUGUUGAUCGUGCGCUCGCUGCGGCAGGACCGCGUCGCCUUCUGCGUUGCCGCCUUCAUCAUCAACAACCUGGGAUCACGUUUCGUGGAGCCGCCCGUACUCGACAUGAAGGCUGUGGUGGAGGACUCCACCACUAAGACUCCCCUGAUAUUCGUGUUGUCUCCGGGGGUGGACCCUACAGGAGCCCUGCUACAGCUGGCUGAGGCCUCAGGGAUGAGCAGGAAAUUCCAUGCCCUCUCCCUGGGCCAGGGUCAAGCCCCCAUUGCCACACGCAUGAUCAAAGAGGGAGUGAAGAGCGGUCACUGGGUGUUCCUGGCUAACUGCCACCUGUGUCUGUCCUGGAUGCCCCAGCUGGAUAAGUUAGUGGAACAGCUGCAGGUGGAGGAGCCCCAUCCUGACUUCAGACUGUGGCUCAGCUCCUCUCCUCACCCUGACUUCCCCAUCGCUAUCCUGCAGGCCGGCAUCAAGAUGACCACCGAACCGCCUCGGGGUGUGAAGUCCAAUAUGAAACGCCUGUACCAGCUGGUGACAGAGGGUCAGUUCACACGCUGUGCCCGGCCGGUGCUCUACAGGAAGCUGCUCUUCGCCCUCUGCUUCUUCCACAGCAUCCUCCUAGAGAGGAAGAAGUUCCUCCAGCUGGGCUGGAACAUUAUCUACGGCUUCAACGACUCUGACUUCGAGGUUAGUGAGAGUCUGAUGAGUCUGUAUUUAGAUGAGUACGAGGAGAUCCCCUGGGACGCCCUCAAGUACCUGAUCGCCGGGGUCAACUACGGCGGUCACGUGACUGACGACUUUGACAGACGCCUGCUCACCACGUACAUCAACGACUACUUCUGUGAGGCCGCCGUCGCCGCGCCAUUCUUCAAACUCUCCUCUCUCUCUACCUACUACAUCCCCCGGGACGGGCCCCAGUCCUCCUACAGGGAGUACAUCAGCCUCCUCCCAGCCACGGAGCACCCCGAGGUGUUCGGCCAGCACCCCAACGCCGACAUCGCCUCCCAGAUUGCUGAGACCAGGACCCUGUUUGACACCCUGCUCUCCCUGCAGCCCCAGGUCACUAGUGGAGCUACUGCCGGAGCAGCUGCCGGGCCCACCAGAGAGAAUAAGGUAUUGGAGUUAGCAGCAGACGUGCUGCAGAAGAUCCCAGGCCUGAUAGACUAUGAAGGGACCAGAGUCCUGCUGGCUGACGACCCCUCACCUCUCAACGUGGUCCUACUGCAGGAGAUCCAGAGAUACAAUGCCCUGCUACACACCAUCAGGUCGUCUCUGAUAGAGCUGGAGAAGGGGAUCAAGGGUCUGGUGGUGAUGUCUAGCAGCCUGGAGGAAACAUUCCACUGCAUCUUCGAUGCCCGCGUCCCCCCACUUUGGGUUAAGGCCUACCCGUCUUUGAAGCCACUGGCAUCGUGGACCAGGGACCUGUGCCAGCGCGUGGAGCAGUUUGCCCGCUGGGCAGAGACGGCCCACCCCCCUACCCUCUUCUGGCUCUCUGGCUUCACCUUUCCCACUGGCUUCCUCACCGCUGUGUUACAGUCGUCCGCACGUCAGCACAGCGUGUCAGUGGACACUCUAUCCUGGGAGUUUAUUGUUGCGACAGUGGACGACAACAACCUCCUUUUCCCACCCAAGGACGGGGUGUUUAUCCGGGGGCUGUAUCUGGAAGGGGCUGGCUGGGACAAGAAGAACUCCUGUCUGGUGGAGGCUAAGCCAAUGCAGCUGGUCUGCCCCAUCCCCACCAUCCACUUCAAACCUGUUGAGAACCGCAAGAAGAUAGCCAAGAGUAUGUACUUGUGCCCAUGCUACUACUUCCCAGUGCGUUCGGGCGAUGGGGGAAGACCCUCCUUUGUGGUGGGGGUGGACCUGAAGUCUGGAGCUGUGCCUUUUGACCACUGGAUCAAGAGAGGAACCGCUCUGCUCAUGAGUCUAGACAACUAAGUGGCUACACACACACACACACACACACACACACACACACACACACACACACACACACACACACACACAGUAUACACAA
Molecule: messenger RNA, 13742 nt
Organism: Oncorhynchus masou masou (cherry salmon)
Lineage: Eukaryota; Metazoa; Chordata; Actinopteri; Salmoniformes; Salmonidae
Gene: dnah2
Product: dynein, axonemal, heavy chain 2
Biological process (GO): microtubule-based movement
Cellular component (GO): dynein complex
Molecular function (GO): ATP binding; ATP hydrolysis activity; minus-end-directed microtubule motor activity
Source: RefSeq, a predicted model, not a curated record